AUGAAUGCUCGUAACAUUUUACAGGUGGAGGCUUUGGCAGUAAAGUUGACUCAAAAAGAAGGGGAGUUGAUUCAAGAGAAGUUUGAAGUGAAGAAGCUAGCGAACUUUCUCAAACAGGCUUCAGAAGAUGCUAAGAAAUUGGUUAACCAAGAGCGGUCCUUUGCUUGUGCGGAAAUUGAGAGUGCUAGAGCAGUGGUGCAAAGAUUUGGUGAGGCUCUUGAGGAAGAAGAAAGAAUUUCCCAGACCUCAGGAAAGCAGGAGCUUGACGAACUUCUGGAGGAGGUUCAAGAGGCUAGAAGAAUUAAAUUGUUGCAUCAGCCCAGCAAGGUGAUUGACAUGGAACAUGAGCUCCAAGCUCUACGCAUGCAGAUUCGAGAAAAGUCUAUAAUUUCGGUUAAGCUCCAAAGAGAGCUGGCAAUGAGCAGGAGGGCUGAGGAGAACAAGUUCCGUGUAUAUGAGUUCGGUGGUUCUGAAACUUUAGGUUCAGCUUUGCGAGUUCAACCUUGCUCAGAUGAAGCUCAAGACCUGUCAAAAUGUUCAAUCCAGUGGUAUCGUAUACCGACUGAAGGUAGCAGAAGGGAACUUAUUUCAGGUGCCAACAAAUCAAUCUAUGCUCCAGAGCCCUUUGAUGUUGGGCGAUUUUUGGAAGUUGAUGUUGUCUCAGCUGGCCAAAAGGUUGCUGUGACAACUUCUGGUCCCAUAGGUCCAGCUGCGGGAUUGGCCAGUUAUGUGGAGACGCUUUUACGGAAACCCAACACUGAAUUUAAUGUAGUUAUUUCCCAGAUGAAUGGACAAAAUUAUUCAUCACGUUCUGUUCACUUGUUUCAUGUGGGGAAAAUGAGGAUGAAACUUUGUAAAGGAUGGAUUACAAAGGCUAGAGAAUCAUAUUCCACAUCAAUGCAGCUAUGUGGAUUCAGAGGCGGUGGUAAUUCUGCAGCUAAGUCAUUGUUUUGGCAAGCAAGGAAAGGACAAUCCUUUGUAUUGGUAUUUGAAUCAGAGCGAGAAAGAAAUGCGGCCGUUAUGCUUGCAAGGAGAUACGCUCUUGACUGCAAUGUCAUGCUUGUUGGGCCGGAAGAUCAAGCUUUCAUUUAAACCUAACUGAUUUUGUGAGUUUUCAACUAAUGUGAGUAUUAACAUUGUUUUCUGAGUGUGAGUAUUCAAUUUCUUGUGUGAAUGUGAUGAUGAGGAAUGUCUUCGCGUUUGUAAUUGUGUUUCCUCUAAUUUGGUCACAUCCUUUUAUAGGCAUCGUUUUUAUUUGCCUAAUCAUUGGGUUGUAACAGGUUUGAUCUAUUGUAGUUAAAUGAUGAUUCAUUUGAAGCUGAUUGUGAUGAUUUGCA
This is a messenger RNA of Camellia sinensis, 1337 nucleotides long. NCBI's taxonomy places the organism in Eukaryota, Viridiplantae, Streptophyta, Magnoliopsida, Ericales, Theaceae. The record is from RefSeq and is a predicted model, not a curated record.